AUGUCAGGAAUUUGCAAAGCUCGUCUCACCGAAGAACGUCGACAAUGGAGAAAAGAUCAUCCAUAUGGAUUUUAUGCGCGUCCCGUAAAAACCGACAACGGCUUAGACUUAUUGAACUGGCAAGUGGGCAUUCCAGGAAAAAAAGGGACACCAUGGGAAAACGGCGUGUUUAAGAUGACGAUGACAUUUCCAGAAGGUAAAUUCGUACCAGCCCUCUUUCAUCCAAACGUGUAUCCCUCCGGAACUGUAUGUUUGUCAAUCUUAAAUGAAGAAGAAGGAUGGAAGCCCGCAAUUACUAUUAAGCAAAACCUUCUUGAUGAGCCAAAUCCUGAUAGUCCCGCUCAAUCCGAUGCAUACAUGUUGUUCAA
Molecule: messenger RNA, 368 nt
Organism: Scutellospora calospora
Lineage: Eukaryota; Fungi; Glomeromycota; Glomeromycetes; Diversisporales; Gigasporaceae
Source: the annotation of a GenBank genome assembly